CGCACACGAGCGGAGGAGGGAGGAGAGGCAAGCGGGAAGAGUGGGGAGACGAGAAUCAAGUAGACUCAGUUUGAGAAGGCACAGACAGGCUGCACUUCGAGUCAAAGCAAGGAGGGCGAAAAUAUUGGGAUUUUCACAUUGGAUGAUAUUUGAAACAGGGAGUCUCCUUUCACAAGUCCAUAUUGUAGUGGAGGGGAAAGGUGGAGAAAAAGGGCUUUUCUUUGAUGUCCACGUCUCAGGGGCGGUUAGUCCCAUAAUCCUCUCAGGGGUUGAUCGCACUACAUGGAACGGUGGACGAUCUAGGGCACUCAUCCAGAACGAAUCAUCGAUCAAAAGGACACAUCUUUUUUUUAUUGUUCCAUCUGAGUCUCCAUUGAGAGCUCUCGGUUGUCAGGGGAAGAGCAUCUUGGAAGUGAGAGCAGUUGUUCUUCAAAAGGACAAGAGGCUUGUUGUUUUCCAGGGAUUCUACUUAAAACAGAAACUUUUUUCGGUCCUAUCUUUUUGAGGUUGCACACAUAGGUCCCUGUUCUCUUUCAUGACUCAACAGGGGAGUACAGUGGACAAUUUUGUAGGUCAACAGAAAAAGAACAUUGCAAUCACUGUUGUUCAAAACCGUUUCCAUAUUCAGGAUAUUACAUUAAUUUCUAACAACGUUUGGGGGAUUAUAAUGGAGACUAAACAAUUAACUUUUUGCUGCUGAUAUCAAAUACUCUCAUAAUGAGCCUUAUCCAAUUUUUUUGCUCACUCUGUGCCAUUGUAUGGAUUUAGUGCUAGGGUUUGCAUUUCCAUAUUGGCAUUCAACCGGACAUUUUAUGCUGCGAAUCAUUAUGAUUAAUCAUGGCUGGAGAGAAAAGUGUAAGUGCAUCGCUGAGUCCAUUUCUCUUUUACUUACUGCUCCGAAAAGCUCUUGGAGAAUAUCUAAUGUGGUAGCUUAUCUAUCUACAAUGACGAACAUCUUAGUUGUUGUCAACCACUGAUAGAAUUACCAGCACAUUAAUCACAUAAAAAACAAUUAAUGGUUACUGUCAAUUCUAACGGACCAACAAAUCUAUGACCUGGAGUUAUAGUUUUAUGAAGUGUUAUAGCUAAACAUGUAUUUAGGUAGUUUAAAGUUACACUGCUUGCUAGAUAUUAGGUUGUCAAAAAAUUUUUCUGGGGUUUGUCAUGGGAACAGAUGUAAAGUCAAGUUAGGACAGUCGCUCUUCUAAUUGGACUUUGACUACUACUAUCUGUUCAAUUUUUUUAAACAUGAUUUAGUUAGCUGAUGCCCCAAAAAAUAUUAAUUUAUUGUAAGCAUCAAUCUCUUUUGAAACCCAGAAUUUUCCUGUGAUUCAGAAACUGCCAAUUUCUUUUUUUUCUUCAAGCAUUGUAUGCAUUUUAUUUCUGACCUUUAUCUUUAUAUUGGAUCUUCAUUUUCUAGUCUUCAUUUUUUCUUUUGUAAUUUCUUUCUUUAUAUUUGGACCUAAUUCUCUCUUUGAAAAUCUGUUCAGUAUGGUGGCCCCACCGCCUGCCAACAAGCCUCAUGUGUGCUUGUCGGCCAUCUUGAUAAUGGGCAGCAUGAUGUUGAUGGACGCCUACCUGGUAGAGCAGAACCUAGGGCCUAGGAAGAUUGGCGUGUGCAUUAUGGUCCUCGUGGGAGAUGUCUGCUUUCUCAUAGUUCUACGAUACUUAGCCGUAUGGGUGGGCUCUGAGGUGGGAACCUCUAAGCGUGGUUACGCUAUGAUCCUCUGGUUUUUCUAUGUCUUCGUCCUGGAGAUCAAGGUCUACUUUAUCUACCAGAACUACAAGGCCGCGGACGGGAAGGGGCGUAGUUUGGAUGGGUGGACCGGUGGAGGCGGCGUGGACGGGGUGGCACGGAAGGCACUGACAUUGCUUUUGUCAAUUUGUGUGCCCGUGGUCUACAUCACAUUGGCAGCCAUUGACCACAUGGAUUACGUGCGGCCGCAUAAGAAGAAGGAGGAGAUCCGGAGUCGACUCUUCUGGGUUGUAGUGGACUUGCUUGAUGUUCUGGAUAUGCAGGCCAACCUGUGGGAGCCUCAGAGGAAAGGGCUCCCCCUAUGGGUGGAGGGACUUAUGUUUUUCUAUUGCUACAUCCUCCUGCUGGUGUUGCCAUGUGUGUCACUGAGCGAGAUCAGCAUGCAAGGGGUGAACAUUGUGCCUCACAAGAUGAUGCUAUACCCAAUUCUCAGCCUUGUCACUAUAAACGUAAUCACUCUCUUCAUUCGCGGCGGGAACAUGGUUUUCUACAGAGACGUCAGGGUGUCUGGGAUACUGAUGGGUAAAAAUGUAAUCGCCAUUGUCCUCAAGACGUGCAGUUUUGUCCAGUAUCGGAGGCAUUUAGGUGAUGGUCCGCCUCCCGUCCUUGGGGUAGAGAUGCAGAAGAAUUGUGUUUCCCAUGGCCCAAAGGUACCUAUGCCUUUGCCAAUGCCACCACAGGUAGUAAUUCAGGACUUCACCGCUUUGCCCAAGGAGACAAUGUGUGUGAGCGACAUAGGUGAGCAAACGUGACACAGGACUUUGGUAAAAAAGUAAUAUAGAGACAUAUCAAGUAUUUAAUUUAACAUUAUAAACACUUAUAAAAGCUUAUAAGAACAAGUUAUAAAGCUGGUGACACUAUAUAUGAAACAAAACAUUUUAAAGUGUUAUGACAUGCUCGUAACUACUAAUAACUGUUAACAACUUAUUUUGUCAUAACCUGUCACAGUGUUAUUAUAACACUCCCUUGACACUUGUUGUGACAUAUAUUAUUCAUAUGCAUACAAUUAUUCAUAUUAUUCAUGCAUACCAUUCAGUUAUACCAAACUUGUAAUAGGAUGUUUAUCCUGGAAUUACCAUAUUGCACACACACAGAUGUAAGAUGUACCUACCACAGUGCUCCCCACUGUGGAAUGAAUGCAGGUGCAGAUUUCAGGAGUGGGAAAAAACACCUUUAAGACUGACAAUUUAUACUUACAUUAUGAUAGUCAUAAUACUUCCUGACGGUGUCAUAAGGUGUAUGAAUUAGAGAAAGAACACAGACUGAUCAGAUUUCUUCUUGACAAAAGGGUAAACAUUUGUUUUGUCUGAAAGUAGCUUGUGUACUACGUAAACAUUUGAAUUAUUAACUAUGGUAAUUGAAAAAGUAAUAUGUAAAGAAGAUGUCUAGAUCUGAUCCUGACAUCUGCAUAUGCUUUCAUCUCAGUCAUCUGCAACAGAGUAUUGUGGUAGGUACAUUUCUGAUAUAAAUGUGUGUAGCAUUACAAUGAUAACAAUUUGUAAAUUCUUGGAUAAACAUAAUAUUUAUAAGUCAGGUGAAAUUUUAUGGUUUACUUUGUUUGGUAUGU
Molecule: messenger RNA, 3323 nt
Organism: Esox lucius (northern pike)
Lineage: Eukaryota; Metazoa; Chordata; Actinopteri; Esociformes; Esocidae
Product: transmembrane protein 121-like
Exons: 1
Coding region: 1492-2508 (338 amino acids)
Source: RefSeq, a predicted model, not a curated record